Molecule: messenger RNA, 1960 nt
Organism: Scheffersomyces coipomensis
Lineage: Eukaryota; Fungi; Ascomycota; Pichiomycetes; Serinales; Debaryomycetaceae
Gene: SAM2
Product: methionine adenosyltransferase
Exons: 1
Coding region: 357-1514 (385 amino acids)
Biological process (GO): S-adenosylmethionine biosynthetic process
Cellular component (GO): cytosol
Molecular function (GO): ATP binding; methionine adenosyltransferase activity
Source: RefSeq, a predicted model, not a curated record
CUUAACUAUGAGAAUUAACCCACGAGUCAAAAAAAAGAAAUUAAGCAGCUAAACGGUCGUUAACUACUGAACAAAAAUAUAUUGUGGCUCUUCGCCAAAACCAAAAGAAAAAAAAAAAUUCUGACUUAAUUUGGAAGCGUGUGUGUUGAUUGAUAGCGUUAAUUAUAUGUGUUAUAUAAAUAUCACCCAAAUUUUUCAACAAAUCUAAAUUUGAAAAUGAGGAAGACGAAAUUUUUUUUACAAUCUUUCUUCUUCUUUCUUCUUUCUUCUUCUUCUUACUUUGUCAAUCGAUCCAUUAACUUAACUUCCCUAGUUUAAGUCAUCUCUGAUUAACAUAUAUCCAGUUCUUCCCUAUAAUGACUGCUGCCAAAGAAACUUUUUUUUUCACUUCUGAAUCCGUCGGUGAAGGUCACCCUGAUAAGAUUUGUGAUCAAGUGUCUGAUGCUAUUUUAGAUGCUUGUUUAGCUGUCGAUCCUUUAUCUAAAGUUGCUUGUGAAACCGCUGCUAAAACUGGUAUGAUUAUGGUUUUCGGUGAAAUCACUACCAAAGCUCAAGUUGAUUUCCAAAAAGUUAUUAGAGAUACUAUUAAACAUAUUGGUUAUGAUGAUAGUGAAAAGGGGUUUGAUUAUAAAACUUGUAAUGUUUUAGUUGCUAUUGAACAACAAUCUCCUGAUAUUGCUCAAGGUUUACAUUAUGAAAAAGCUUUAGAAGAAUUAGGUGCUGGUGAUCAAGGUAUUAUGUUUGGUUAUGCUACUGAUGAAACUGAUGAAAAAUUACCUUUAACUAUUUUAUUAGCUCAUAAAUUAAAUGCUGCUUUAGCUUCUGCUAGAAGAUCUGGUGCUUUACCUUGGUUAAGACCUGAUACUAAAACUCAAGUUACCAUUGAAUAUGAGAAAGAUGGUGGUGCUGUGGUUCCAAAAAGAGUUGAUACCGUUGUUAUCUCUACUCAACAUGCUGAUUAUAUUUCAACUGAAGAUUUAAGAGAAGAAAUUAUUAAACAUAUUGUUAAACAUGUUAUUCCAGAACAUUUAUUAGAUGAAAGAACCGUUUAUCACAUUCAACCAUCUGGUAGAUUUGUUAUUGGUGGUCCUCAAGGUGAUGCUGGUGUUACCGGUAGAAAAAUCAUUGUUGAUACUUAUGGUGGUUGGGGUGCUCAUGGUGGUGGUGCUUUCUCUGGUAAAGAUUUCUCUAAAGUUGAUAGAUCUGCUGCUUAUGCUGCUAGAUGGGUUGCUAAAUCUUUAGUUAAUGCUGGUUUAGCUAGAAGAGCUUUAGUUCAAUUCUCUUAUGCUAUUGGUGUUGCUGAACCUUUAAGUAUUUAUGUUGAUACUUAUGGUACUUCCAGUUAUACUUCUGAUGAAUUAGUUGCUAUCAUCAAAAAGAAUUUCGAUUUAAGACCUGGUGUUAUUGUUAAAGAAUUAGACUUGGCUAGACCAAUCUAUUUAAAGACUGCUUCUUAUGGUCAUUUCACCAAUCAAGAAAACACUUGGGAACAACCAAAAAAAUUAAAAUUUUAAGUUAAACCUAUGACUUGAAAGUUUUGAUUUAAUAGGUUGAGUUUUCAAUUUUAAACUCCCUAUCUCCUCCUUUCCUCCCUCCCUUCCCUUUUUUUAUUAUCACUAUUAUUAUUAUUGUUUUGUUAAAGCUUUCCAAUCCCUUGGUUUGAGAAAGAUAAGAAAAAAUUAUAAUACUUAAUGACUAAUGUAAUGAAAUGACUCACAUGAAUUAUAAUAUUCACAAUCUAAAGAUUCAAUGCUCAACUCGUUGUUUCUUAAAAAUUAAUACAACUCACUUUUUUUUUAUUACUAUUUGCUAGAUCAUUUUUUGGCUUCCAACUUACUUUUCUUUCUUCUUUUUUUCUAUUAUUAAUUACUACUACAUUUUGUACUUUUUCAAAAUCAUCAUCAUCACAACACACACAACUUAUUUAUCGUUUUGAUAAAGGAUAGAGUUUUUUUAUUGC